Molecule: messenger RNA, 333 nt
Organism: Nanorana parkeri
Lineage: Eukaryota; Metazoa; Chordata; Amphibia; Anura; Dicroglossidae
Product: cytosolic 10-formyltetrahydrofolate dehydrogenase-like
Exons: 2
Molecular function (GO): formyltetrahydrofolate dehydrogenase activity; aldehyde dehydrogenase (NAD+) activity
Source: RefSeq, a predicted model, not a curated record
GCUUUUUCUUUGAGCCGACCAUAUUCACAGGUGUUACGGAUGAGAUGUUCAUCGCUAUAGAAGAGUCCUUUGGCCCGGUGAUGAUAAUAUCCAAGUUCAGUGACGGCGACAUCGACGGUGUUCUGGUACGGGCAAACAACACGGAGUACGGCUUGGCGUCCGGCGUCUUCACCAAGGACAUCAGCAAAGCUCUGUACGUCAGCGAGAAGCUCCAGGCCGGCACGGUGUUCGUCAACACUUACAAUAAAACGGACGUGGCCGCGCCAUUCGGAGGCUUCAAGCAGUCGGGAUUUGGCAAAGAUCUAGGUAAGAAUAACUUUGACUUUAUACCGG